Nannospalax galili (Upper Galilee mountains blind mole rat) is the source of this 7354-nucleotide messenger RNA. It is a transcript of the gene Synj1, whose product is annotated as synaptojanin 1. Gene Ontology annotation, molecular function: phosphatidylinositol-4,5-bisphosphate 5-phosphatase activity; RNA binding. Lineage: Eukaryota; Metazoa; Chordata; Mammalia; Rodentia; Spalacidae. Gene Ontology annotation, biological process: brain development; phosphatidylinositol dephosphorylation; synaptic vesicle endocytosis. Gene Ontology annotation, cellular component: perinuclear region of cytoplasm; presynapse. The record is from RefSeq and is a predicted model, not a curated record.
CGCCACCCGAGCGGCGCACAGCGCAGCGUCGCGGAGGGAGGUCGCGACGGCUACUGACCACCGCAGCCGGUAGGCGACAGAGAAACCCAGCGGCCCCGAGUGGGCGGAAGUAGCUCCGCCCCUUCACCUCGAGGGGCGGACCUUCCGCCCCCGGCGGAGGCGCAAUGCGGAAGAGAUGGGUCUUUUGGAGCGGAAGUGACGCUUCUGGUGGCUUUGGCGGCGGCGGCAGCGGCAGCGGGAGGAGGAGGAGGAGGAGCCGCAGGAAGAGGGCCGCUUCUGAAGAAAGGAGAAUGGCGUUCAGCAAAGGAUUUCGGAUCUACCACAAACUGGACCCGCCACCUUUCAGCCUCAUAGUGGAAACCAGGCAUAAGGAGGAAUGUCUCAUGUUCGAGUCUGGGGCUGUGGCUGUGCUCUCAUCUGCAGAAAAAGAGGCAAUUAAAAGUACAUUUACCAAAGUACUAGACGCAUAUGGACUCCUGGGUGUUUUACGGUUGAAUCUUGGUGAUACCAUGUUACAUUAUUUGGUCCUUGUCACUGGAUGUAUGUCUGUUGGAAAAAUUCAAGAAUCUGAAGUUUUCCGAGUUACUUCCACUGAAUUUAUAUCACUCCGAGUUGAUGCUUCAGAUGAGGAUCGUAUUUCAGAAGUACGAAAAGUUUUGAACUCAGGAAACUUUUAUUUUGCAUGGUCUGCAUCUGGAGUCAGUUUAGAUCUGAGUCUUAAUGCACAUCGCAGCAUGCAAGAACACACAACUGACAAUAGAUUUUUCUGGAAUCAGUCUUUGCAUUUACAUCUCAAGCACUAUGGUGUGAAUUGUGAUGACUGGCUAUUACGUCUUAUGUGUGGAGGAGUAGAAAUCAGAACAAUUUAUGCUGCUCAUAAACAGGCAAAGGCUUGCCUCAUUUCAAGAUUAAGCUGUGAACGAGCUGGGACUAGGUUUAAUGUCCGGGGAACAAAUGAUGAUGGUCACGUUGCCAACUUUGUAGAAACAGAACAGGUUGUAUACUUAGAUGACUGCAUCUCUUCCUUCAUACAGAUCCGAGGAUCUGUGCCAUUGUUCUGGGAGCAGCCAGGGUUGCAAGUGGGGUCGCAUCGUGUUCGUAUGUCAAGGGGAUUUGAAGCCAAUGCACCUGCUUUUGACAGGCAUUUUCGAACACUUAAAGAUUUAUAUGGUAAACAAAUAAUAGUGAACUUGCUUGGAUCUAAAGAAGGUGAACAUAUGCUAAGUAAGGCUUUCCAGAGUCAUUUGAAAGCUUCAGAACAUGCUUCUGAUAUCCACAUGGUGAAUUUUGACUAUCAUCAAAUGGUUAAAGGAGGAAAGGCAGAAAAGUUACAUAGUGUUCUUAAGCCUCAAGUCCAGAGGUUUCUAGAUUAUGGAUUUUUUUAUUUCAAUGGAAACGAAGUUCAAAGAUGCCAGAGUGGUACAGUUCGAACAAACUGCUUGGAUUGUCUUGAUAGAACAAACAGUGUGCAGGCAUUCCUUGGCUUAGAGUUGCUAGCUAAACAAUUGGAAGCUCUUGGCUUAGCUGAAAAGCCUCAGUUGGUGACACGCUUUCAAGAAGUUUUCCGGUCCAUGUGGUCUGUGAAUGGUGAUUCAAUCAGUAAGAUAUAUGCAGGAACUGGAGCUCUUGAAGGAAAGGCCAAGUUAAAAGAUGGUGCUCGUUCUGUCACCAGAACGAUUCAGAAUAACUUCUUUGACAGCUCCAAGCAAGAAGCCAUUGAUGUUCUGCUCCUGGGAAAUACUCUUAAUAGUGAUUUAGCUGACAAAGCUCGAGCACUUUUAACUACUGGAAGUUUGCGUGUUUCUGAACAGACAUUACAGUCAGCAUCUUCAAAAGUACUAAAGAACAUGUGUGAGAACUUUUACAAAUAUUCAAAACCCAAGAAAAUUAGAGUGUGUGUUGGAACCUGGAAUGUGAAUGGUGGGAAGCAGUUCCGUAGCAUAGCCUUUAAGAACCAAACACUCACUGACUGGCUGCUCGACGCACCCAAGUUAGCUGGCAUCCAGGAGUUCCAAGAUAAAAGAAGUAAGCCAACUGACAUAUUCGCAAUUGGUUUUGAAGAAAUGGUAGAGUUGAAUGCUGGGAACAUUGUGAAUGCAAGCACAACAAAUCAAAAGCUGUGGGCAGUGGAGCUUCAGAAGACAAUCUCCAGAGACAACAAGUAUGUGCUGCUGGCCUCUGAGCAGUUGGUGGGCGUCUGCCUGUUUGUUUUUAUCAGACCACAGCAUGCUCCUUUUAUCAGGGAUGUUGCAGUUGAUACUGUGAAGACUGGGAUGGGAGGUGCAACUGGAAAUAAGGGAGCAGUUGCAAUUCGAAUGCUCUUCCAUACCACCAGCCUUUGCUUCGUCUGUAGCCACUUUGCUGCAGGGCAGUCACAGGUCAAAGAGAGAAAUGAAGAUUUUGUAGAAAUAGCACGAAAGUUGAGUUUUCCCAUGGGAAGGAUGCUGUUUUCCCAUGACUAUGUAUUUUGGUGUGGUGAUUUCAACUAUCGAAUUGAUCUCCCUAAUGAAGAAGUUAAAGAGCUCAUAAGGCAGCAAAAUUGGGAUUCUCUUAUAGCAGGAGAUCAACUUAUCAAUCAGAAAAAUGCUGGACAGAUUUUUAGAGGAUUUUUAGAGGGAAAAGUAACAUUUGCUCCAACCUAUAAAUAUGACUUGUUUUCUGAUGACUAUGACACCAGCGAGAAGUGCCGCACCCCUGCGUGGACAGACCGAGUCCUCUGGAGGAGGAGGAAGUGGCCUUUUGAUAGAUCAGCUGAAGAUUUGGAUCUUCUCAAUGCUAGUUUUCAAGAUGAAAGCAAAAUCCUCUACACCUGGACUCCUGGCACUCUGCUGCACUAUGGAAGAGCUGAGCUGAAGACUUCUGACCACAGGCCUGUUGUUGCCCUGAUUGAUAUAGACAUAUUUGAAGUUGAAGCUGAAGAGAGACAGAACAUUUAUAAAGAAGUAAUUGCAGUCCAGGGUCCACCAGAUGGCACAGUAUUGGUCUCAAUCAAAAGUUCUGCACAAGAAAAUAAUUUUUUUGAUGAUGCUUUGAUUGAUGAGCUUCUGCAGCAGUUUGCGCAUUUUGGUGAAGUCAUACUCAUAAGAUUCGUAGAAGAUAAAAUGUGGGUUACGUUUUUGGAGGGAAGCUCUGCCUUGAAUGCUCUGAGCCUAAAUGGUAAAGAGUUACUAAAUCGGACUAUAACUAUUACUUUAAAAAGUCCAGACUGGAUUAAAAAUUUGGAAGAAGAAAUGAGUUUAGAGAAAAUUAAUGUUACACUGCCUUCAUCAACAAGCUCUACCCUGCUUGGUGAAGAUGCAGAGGUUGCAGCAGAUUUCGACAUGGAAGGUGAUGUUGAUGACUAUAAUGCUGAAGUAGAGGAGCUUCUUCCUCAGCAUCUGCAGCCAUCCUCUAGUUCUGGCCUUGGCACUUCUCCAAGCUCUUCACCCCGGACUAGUCCCUGCCAAUCACCUACAGUACCAGAGGGUCCUGUACCUUCUCUUCCCAUCAGACCCAGCCGAGCACCAUCAAGAACUCCAGGGCCUCCAAGUUCACAGGGUUCUCCUGUUGACACUCAGCCAGCAACUCAGAAAGAUUCUUCCCAGACCUUAGAGCCCAAGAGGCCACCCCCUCCCCGCCCAGUUGCUCCUCCUGCACGUCCUGCUCCACCACAGAGACCACCUCCACCUUCAGGGGCUAGGAGUCCUGCACCUGCUAGAAAAGAACUUGGAGGUAUUGGAGCCCCUCCCAGUCCUGGGGUAGCUAGGAAGGAGAUGGAAGCACCCAAAAGCCCUGGAACAACACGGAAAGAUAAUCUAGGACGCAAUCAGCCUUCUCCUCAGGCAGGACCUGCAGCCCCAGGACCUGCUGGAUAUGCAGUCAGACCGACAAUUCCACCUCGUGCUGGAGUGAUCAGUGCCCCACAGAGCCAGGCCCGAGCAUCUGCUGGAAGGCUGACUCCUGAAAGCCAAAGCAAAGCCCCAGAGGCAUCGAAAGGUUCAGCUGUUCUUCCAGAACCACUGAAGCCUCAGGCUGCCUUUCCUCUGCAGCCUUCACUGCCUUCACCUGCUCAAAAGUUGCAGGAGCCCCUUGUCCCCAUGGCAGCACCUAUGCCUCAAUCCAGCCCCCAGCCAAAUUUGGAAACCCCACCACAGCCCCCACCUCGGAGCAAGUCAUCUCAUAGCUUGCCUUCAGAAUCUUCGUCACAGCUGCAGCUAAAGACAAAUGGAGUCUCUGGUGUCAAACAAGAACCACCAUUCAAGAGUGACCCGUUUGAAGACCUCUCGUUCAGUCAGCUCACUGUAUCGAAAGCUCAGCUCUCUGUUCAGACGCCACCUGUUCCAACCCUAGACCCAAGGAGGCUGAUUCAGUUGCCUUCCUCAACACAAAGUAAUGCUAAUGCUUUGAGUUCUGUAAGUUGCAUGCCAACCAUACCUCCAAUUCCAGCCCGAAGCAAGUCACAGGAAAGUAUGAGGAGUUCUCCAAAUCCAUUUCUUUCUAGCGUGGCCAGCACAAAUCCUUUUACAGACAGGACUGCUGCUCCUGGAAACCCGUUUAGAGCCCAGUCUCAAGAAUCAGAGGCAACUGCUUGGUUCUCCAAAGAUGAGCCUGUUAUUAACAGUCCUUUCCCUCCUCUCAUGCCUCUUGGUCACAACACAAGCAAACCUUCACAUUCACUCGAUGGUUUUGAGGAUAAUUUUGAUCUGCAGGGCCAGUCUACAGUAAAAACAAGCAACCCAAAAGGAUGGGUAACCUUUGAGGAAGAUGACUUUUCUGUCAAAGGAAAGUCAAAAUUAGUACAUGCAGACUUCCAGGGUAAUCUGCCAGCUUCAUUUGAUGAUGCCUGGAGUAAAGGUACAAAUGUUUCUUUCUGCGUGUUGCCGUCCAGACGACCGCCUCCACCUCCUGUCCCUGUGCCUCCAGCCAGCACUAGCUCAUCGCCAGCAGAUCCUUGCACGACCUUGAGCUCUAAGGCAUCUCCCACACUAGACUUUACAGAAAGAUAAUGUUAUAUGAUAGAAAAGAAAUUUUUGUUGUUUUGGUUUAGUUGCUUUCAUUUUUGGCAGGGUAGAACCAAACAAAUUGGGCAUUAGUUAUUCAUUAUGUGCAAUAAGCAAUUGUUAAGUGCACUGAUAUCUUCAUAAAAUACCACUAUAGGAUGUGUAAUGUAUACAAAGUUGGAGUAUGUGUAUAUUGGGAAUAAGGAAAAAGUCUUUCUCAUUAACUGGAGUUUUGGUGUCUUUCUCUUCAGACGAAUAGGAGACCGCUGUAGCUACUUUUAAAAGUGCUUACAACUACUUUAGAAAAUAGUCCUUACUCAGAAACUCCUUGUCAGUCUGAAAAAAAAUCACAAAAAGCCCACACAUCUUGUAGCUGACAUUAUUGCCUGCCCUUUUAUUCUGCUGACAAUUGGUAUUCAUGGAUAUUUACCAAAGAGCUACUAAAGUUAUGGUGAAACAGUUUUGAAAGGCAUUACUUUAACAGAAAGGUAUAUGUGUAUAUUUAUACACACAAAUAUGCAUGUAUACAUCUACAUAUUUAUAAAACUUAGGUCUUAGGAUAUAAUUCAGAUCAAAUUUUACUUAAAAGUUCUGACAGUGUCUCUCCUUCAGUAUCAUUACCAAAAAGAUAGCUUCCAGGUAUGCUUUGGAUGUUUUCAAAGUAGAAUAAUCUCUACAAAGCCAUCAUUCCUACUAUUCCAAACCGAAGCCCUUCAGAUUCACCCCAGUUACCUUCUGCUCCAAUACCUCUCCGUGCAUUUCUCUAGGAGGUUACAGUUGGCAGUACUUUGUGGUCAGUCAUGUGGACAGAUACUCUAGCCUUCUUGUAACAGUACUAUGGCCUUAUAUGUAGGGAAAGCACAUAUCCCGAGUUCAGUGAGAACUGUUAGAGCUAAACAUACGCUCUUCUCUCUGUGCAUUAAGACUUAAGUUGUCCUUUUCCCUCCCACACUUUUCUAUUUGCUGCUUUUGCCCUGGCAUUUUGCUUUUAGCCAGGAAAGCAGGUGUCAAGUGUUUGGAAUUGGGAACAUACCCAGUGUGUGUUCUCACCCAUGAAAGAGGCUAUGUAACACAUCUGUGAUGCUGCUUUGAGUUUUUAGAGGCUAUACCUCAAAUUAGCUGUGGAUUUUUGUCCUGCACUGCCAGUACGCAACCGAUCUUUUAUUAAUUUUGUGAAGUACACAGAACUUACAAAAUGUAGUAUUUUCGUAUCAUUAAGUAAACCAGUCAGGAAACUCCUUGAGCCAUUGUUUUGUUGUCAGUUGAAGUUGAAAUCAUACCCAUUAAGACUUAAUUAAUAUUAAGAUGUGUAUUGGGAGAACAUAAGAAAGACUUGAUGGCUAAGAUCAUCUAAAGUGUAAAAGCACAGCAGACUGCAUUGCACCUCCAACAUAAGGCAAAUCUGUUAGGAUAGAGCAUUUUUUAAAUGCUCAAAUGGUAUCAAAAUACUAUAUUUAUAGAACUAAUACUCUAUUAAAUAAACAGCCAGGAUUUGCUGUUAGAAAUAACUCUUGUGAGUUUUAUAUUGUGCUUUUUGGGUUUCUAAUCAUUUCAGCAGUAGUAUCUUUUAAACAGCAGUAUUACCUAUAGGCAGUGUGCUUCAAAAUGUGAACUAACUUGUUGAAAUUGUGCUUUAACAUCUAUGUGAUUAGUGUAUAUUUGCUCUCCAUUAGCAAAACAAUUCAUUGUUAGGUAAACUUAAAUAGUGCAAAUUGCAGUUCUGUGAGCAUUAUUCCCUACUGGAUAUAAACUAUGGUCUAAAAUACAUAGCAGCAGCAGCUCAGCCUGUCAAGAAAAUAUUUGGCAAGUUGCUGAAAAUGUACUAGCCAUUAUUCUGUGUGUUAAACAUUUACUAGUUCUGUUCAAAGCAGAGCAGAAAUUAGACACUAAGACUUUGUGAAUUUUUGUUCUUAUAGCAGAUUGCUGUUUAUAUGUACGUAAGAAUUUUAUUGCUUAUGUGGCAUACAAUAUUUAUAACUAUAUACUUUAUAGAAGUACAGUAUUAAAGUCAGUGGUAUAUAUUCUGCACAUACCCUGUGAAAUGUGCUGUCAUAUGAAAUAAAUAUAUGUCUUUACCAUAAUGACUCCUUAUAAAAGGGAAGAUUUUCUUUGUACUGUAUGAAUUUCAUGACAUUUGGAGAAAAUAAAUUAGCUCUUUCCAUGGGGUGGGGGUUGGUGCACAUGUAUCGGGGCGUGAAUGCAUAGAGGGGCAGAAAUAAACCUCAGGAAUUGUUCCCCAGGUGCCAUCUACCUUGAUUUUUGAGACAGAAUCUGCCCCACUCUCUGAUCUGGAACUGGCCAGGAAGCCCAUGAUCUACCCAUCUCUACCGCCCCAGGGUUGUAGUGCCUGGCUUGCUUUAAAAAAAAAAAAAAAA